AUGGUGAAUGCAUGGACACUCAUUCAAAAGAAAACUUUUACAAAAUGGGUGAAUAAUAAGUUGGACUUGAAAAGUAUUCCUAAUGUUACUCAUUUAAACGAAGAUCUAGCCAAUGGUGUACGAUUAAUUCAGUUGCUUGAAAUUAUUAGUGGAGAAUCACUUCGACCUUAUAAUCAAAAUCCAAACAUGAUUUUUCAAAAAAUGGAGAAUGUGAAUAAAGCUUUGGAUUUUAUUAAACAAAGGGGUGUUUCUUUAACUAAUAUUGGAGCUGAAGAUAUAGUGAAUAAAAAUUUAAAAUUAGUCUUGGGUAUGUUGUGGACGAUUAUUUUACGAUUCACUAUUGCCGAUAUCAAUCAAGAUGGUAAAAAUGCAAAAGAAGGUCUUUUAUUAUGGUGUCAACGUAAAACAGCUAACUAUGAAGAUGUUGAUAUUCGUGACUUUACUUAUAGUUGGACAGAUGGAUUAGCCUUUUGCGCUUUGAUACAUCAUCAUCAUCCUGAAUUAAUUGAUUAUCAUUCAUUGGAUAAGAAUGAUAGACAUGGAAAUACAGCUAUUGCAUUUGAAGCAGCUAAAAAAUUAAACAUUCCUCAACUAUUGGAUGUUGAAGAUGUGUGUGAUAUAUCAAAACCUGAUGAAAAAUCUGUGAUGACUUAUGUUGCUGAAUAUUUCCAUGCAUUUUCUGCACAUGAUGAAUUUGAAACGGCUGGAAGAAGAGUAGCAAAAUUUGCUGAUGUAUUAGCUUCAGUCUGGGAAAUGGAACAUCAAUACGAACAACGUGUUUGUGCUCUUAUGAAGGCAGUAACAUUUAUUCAAAAGGAAUGGGAAAAUACAGAGUUAUCAGAUAGUUAUAUGGAUGCAAAAGAGAAAAGUACAGCAUUUGAUAUCUACAAGAGUACUGAAAAAAGAGCUUGGGUUGCUGAGAAAAGAGAUAUCGAUGCAUUGUUAGGAAAUAUUCAAACGAAAGCAAAGACAUAUAAUUUAAAGCCUUAUUAUCCUCCAGCUGGAUUAACUUUAAAAGAUUUAGACAAUACUUGGAAUACUCUUUUACAAAAUGAAGCAAAAUAUCAUCGCAGAAUCAAUCGGACUAUUAGAGAGAUUAAAGAGGGACUUCGUAAGGCCUUUGCUGAUGCAGCAAAUGAUUUUCAACAUCAAUUGGAUUCAAUUUCAGCUAAAUUAGUAGAACUUGAAGGCAGUCUUCAAUCUCAACUUGAUAUAGUUCAAGGAUUGACCGAUUUAUUCGAACCAUUGCAAGAAUCUCUAGAAAUGAUUGAAAUUCUUGAUGGAGAAUGCAAAGAAGCACAUACAGAAGAAAAUGAUUAUACUGUAUAUUCAUUAGAAGACUUGACUUUUGGAUUAGAUCUAGUAAAGGAAGCAGUACAAAAGAAAAGUGCAUUUAUACAAAAUCAGAUUGUUUCUCGUAAUAUGACAAAUCUUACACCACUUCAACUUGAGGAAUUUGAACAAACAUUUCGAUAUUUUGAUAAGGAUUAUACAAAUACUUUAUCAGUAUAUGAAUUUAAAUACGCACUCUCUAGCUUAGGUAUCAUUUAUGAUAAUGAAAAAUUAGAGAGUAUCUUUUAUGAUACUACGAAUGGUGUUGAUUAUAUGUCAUUUGAACAAUUUAUUCGAUUCAUGGUUUCAGUAACUGAAGAUAAAACUACGCCAGGUCAACUCUUGGAAUCAUUUAAAACAAUGUCAGGUGAUAAGCCUUUUAUAACAGAACUGGACUUGAGAAUGAGUCAAAUUCCAAUGCAUAUGAUUGAUUAUCUAAAGACAGCAAUGCCUCGUAGUUCAAUUAAUCAAACCGAAGGAUAUGAUUAUGAAGUAUUUGUUGAAGAAAUGUUUAAUUAA
Molecule: messenger RNA, 1851 nt
Organism: Cokeromyces recurvatus
Lineage: Eukaryota; Fungi; Mucoromycota; Mucoromycetes; Mucorales; Mucoraceae
Product: calponin homology domain-containing protein
Exons: 11
Coding region: 1-1851 (616 amino acids)
Biological process (GO): actin filament bundle assembly; actin cytoskeleton organization
Cellular component (GO): actin filament bundle; cell junction; actomyosin contractile ring
Molecular function (GO): actin lateral binding; calcium ion binding
Source: RefSeq, a predicted model, not a curated record